Nymphaea colorata (pocket water lily) is the source of this 342-nucleotide messenger RNA. Its product is annotated as putative lipid-transfer protein DIR1. Gene Ontology annotation, molecular function: fatty acid binding. Gene Ontology annotation, biological process: systemic acquired resistance. The record is from RefSeq and is a predicted model, not a curated record. NCBI's taxonomy places the organism in Eukaryota, Viridiplantae, Streptophyta, Magnoliopsida, Nymphaeales, Nymphaeaceae. Bases 1 to 342 code for a protein of 113 amino acids. The transcript has a single exon.
AUGGAGGCCAAGCUGAAGCUGCCGACGACGGUGGUGCUGCUGGUGGCAAUGACUCUGGGUGCAGCAGCUGGGUUCGGCAUGGGUCCGCUGCAGACCCAGCCCAGCGCCCUCUGCAACAUGAGCCAAGAUGGGCUAAUGGCGUGCAAGCCUUGGGUUACUACCGGCUCUGCUGCUCUGCCCAUUGAUCCUUCCGCCCCUUGCUGCGCUGCUCUGGCCGGUGCCGACUUGACCUGCCUGUGCUCCUACCGCAACUCCAUGGUGUUGCCUGCAUUGGGGAUUGAUCCGAAGCUGGCCAUGCUGCUGCCCAAGAAGUGUAACAUCCUGCCGCCUCCUCAAUGCUAA